UCUUUCGCUCUCCUUAUAUCUGCUCUUGCAGCAUUUGCCAGCACCGUCAGCGCUGCUGGUGUCACCGGUGCCGCCGAAGGUUUCGCCAAGGGCGUGACUGGAGGUGGUUCGGCCGCUGCUGUCUAUCCUACCACCACUGCCGAGCUGGUCUCGUACCUUGGUGACAGCAAACCCCGUGUUAUCAUUCUCAACAAGACUUUCGACUUCCGGGGUACUGAGGGCACCACCUCUGCCAAGGGUUGCUCUCCUUGGGGUACCGGCAGUCUCUGCCAGCAGGCCAUCGACAAGGAUGGCUGGUGUGAGAACUACGAAUCUUCGGCUCCCAAGGUUUGUUGCAACAAUGGUGACAUCUCCGGUGAUACACGGUCUAAAAGAAACAUANNGGUCUCUUCCCUGACUUACGACAAGGCCGGCAUGAUCGGUAUCACUGUCAACUCCAACAAGAGUUUGGUUGGUCAGGGCAACAAGGGUGUCAUCAAGGGCAAGGGUCUCCGCAUGGCCAACGGUGUCAAGAACAUCAUCAUCCAGCACAUCGUUCUGGGCGAGUCUGCUUCCGGCAGAGUCACCAUCUCCAACUGUGACAUCGACGGUUCGUCUACCUGGUCCGCCACCUGUGAUGGCCGUCACUACUGGGCUCUGUACUUCACUGGUUCCAACGACAUGAUCACUUUCAAGGGCAACUACAUUCACCACACCUCUGGUCGUUCACCCAAGGUUCAGGGCAACACCAUCCUCCACGCCGUCAACAACUACUGGAACAAAUUCCAGAAUGUUAACACGGUGAUCGAAGCCGGAGCUACUGGUAAGUACUUCACUGUCCCUGGCAGUGGUAGCGUCUGCAGCUCCUUCAUCGGCCGCAGCUGCCAGAGCAACGCCUUCGGCAGCUCCGGUGCCUUCUCCUCUGCCGAUACCAGCUUCCUUGGUAAUUUCAAGGGCAAGAACAUUGCUUCCGCAGCUGCUGCCAGCUCUGUCUCCACUGCCAACGUUGGUUACGGCAAGAUC
Messenger RNA from Aureobasidium uvarum, 1002 nucleotides. The record is from the annotation of a GenBank genome assembly. Lineage: Eukaryota; Fungi; Ascomycota; Dothideomycetes; Dothideales; Saccotheciaceae.